Suillus paluster is the source of this 1338-nucleotide messenger RNA. RefSeq names its product AB-hydrolase YheT. Gene Ontology annotation, biological process: medium-chain fatty acid catabolic process; medium-chain fatty acid biosynthetic process. The transcript is spliced from 8 exons. The coding region runs from base 1 to 1338 and encodes 445 amino acids. NCBI's taxonomy places the organism in Eukaryota, Fungi, Basidiomycota, Agaricomycetes, Boletales, Suillaceae. The record is from RefSeq and is a predicted model, not a curated record. Gene Ontology annotation, molecular function: acetylesterase activity; monoacylglycerol lipase activity.
AUGAGUGGAUUUUUCAACUUUUGGAACGCACGUUAUACCGCAGACGUACGAUAUCCCGAAGAAUCUGCUCUGGUAACCACAAAAGAACAACAGUCAACCACGACCAGCGUUUUUCUACGCGAUUUUGUGGAGCGACGAUGCCCCUCACUUCAUUCGGAGUUCCGUCCCGCGUGGUGGUUGCCCAACGGCCAUACCCAAACUCUCUAUUGUGUCCUCGGAGAUUUCUCAGAGAGAGAUAAGGUAGUGUAUAAACGGACUUUUCUCCGCCUGCUUGAUGGCGGAACUCUAGGUCUGGACUUCACACCAGUGGAUGAUAGCCAUUUGCCGCCCGACACUCCAAUCAUCGUGGUUUUGCACGGGCUCACUGGGGGUUCAUAUGAAUCAUACGUGAGAGCCGUUCUCGCUCCCGCCUGCAUGUCGGCUCACCAGGGUGGACUUGGAUAUCGUGCGGUCGUGGUUAAUUUCCGCGGAUGCGCAGGCGUUCCGGUCACGAGCCCACAACUCUACUCCGCUGGCCAUACAGAUGACCUCCGCCAAGCUUUAUUCUAUAUAUCUCACCGGUACCCGGAAGCACCUUUAUUGGGUCUGUCCUUCUCCCUAGGAGCGAACGUUAUGACACGGUAUGUCGCUGAGGAAGGAGAACUUAGCCGUUUGAAAUCGGCAUGUAUUCUCGGAUGUCCUUGGAACUUGUCGGCGAAUGCCUCCAAGCUCUUGUCAACGUACAUAGGACGUCAUAUUUACUCGAAGGGCAUGGGCCGAAAUUUGGUUAAUCUUCUGAAGCGACACGUGGGCACUUUUGCCUCCGACCACGAUGUCGCUAAAGCUGCCGCCAUGACCAUCGGCCUCACUAAACCCACGAUCGACAUGUUUGACGAACACUUCACAAGAAUUGCUGGCGGUUCUUCGCCUCCCUGGCCCUUCGCAUCAGCCAACGAUUAUUAUGAAUAUUCAUCAAGCCACAAGGUGCUUAACAAGAUAAAAAUCCCACUCCUAGCCAUCAACGCCGCAGAUGAUCCUGUGGUUCAGGAUGUGCCAAUGGAUGCGGGAGGUAAUGGAUGGGUAAUUAUGGCCCUGACGCCCUACGGUGGGCACCUCGGAUGGUUCGAACCGGACGAGGGGUGGGGACAGGUCAGGCGAUGGAUCAAGCGCCCGGUGUUUGAAUGGCUGCGUGCAACGGGAGAAGACCUUGUUUGUUCGCCUCCGCAUUGGCGACCGUUGCAUGAAGACGGCGGCUUCCUCAAGGAAGUUGGCAUUGACAGGCUAGGGUGCAAAGAACUAGAUGGAAGCGAUAUCAUUUUGGGUACAGAGGGGGAGGCCGGAUUGCUGGCCGGGUUGUAA